Messenger RNA from Psammomys obesus (fat sand rat), 579 nucleotides. Its product is annotated as sulfotransferase 2A1-like. Gene Ontology annotation, biological process: sulfation. Gene Ontology annotation, cellular component: cytoplasm. The transcript is spliced from 4 exons. The annotation marks the transcript as partial. The record is from RefSeq and is a predicted model, not a curated record. NCBI's taxonomy places the organism in Eukaryota, Metazoa, Chordata, Mammalia, Rodentia, Muridae. Gene Ontology annotation, molecular function: sulfotransferase activity.
AGUGUUGGCUAGAGCUAUACAGGUGGCCAAGGCUUUAAUCCUAACAGCGCAUUCAAAGAGCUCUUUGCCAUGUCUGACUACAUUUGGUUUGAAGGAAUACCUUUCCCUACCAUAGGGUAUAAAAGAGAAAUCAUAGAAGAGGUUCGCAAUAACUUUCUGAUAAGAGAAGAAGACACGAUCAUACUGACUUACCCCAAGUCAGGAACAAACUGGCUGAUUGAGAUUGUCUGCUUGAUUCAGACCAAGGGGGAUAACAAGUGGAUCCAAUCUGUGCCCAUCUGGGACCGUUCACCAUGGCUAGAGUCUGAAGUAGGAUAUGAAGCAUUAAUCAAUAAGGAGGGACCACAACUCAUCACCUCCCACCUGCCCAUCCAUCUUUUCCCCAAGUCUAUCUUCAGUUCCAAGCCCAAGAUGAUCUAUCUCAUCAGAAAUCCCAGAGAUGUGCUUGUAUCUGGUUAUUUUUUCUUGAGUAAGACAAACUAUAUAAAGGACCCCGGCUCUCUGGGAACGUAUAUCAAAUGGUUCCUCAAAGGAAAUGCUUUGCUACAUGACUGGCCUUUUAGGAUCUUCUGUGAUUUC